Messenger RNA from Andrographis paniculata, 4026 nucleotides. Its product is annotated as DExH-box ATP-dependent RNA helicase DExH6. The record is from RefSeq and is a predicted model, not a curated record. Gene Ontology annotation, cellular component: intracellular anatomical structure. Gene Ontology annotation, molecular function: protein binding; ATP binding; RNA binding. NCBI's taxonomy places the organism in Eukaryota, Viridiplantae, Streptophyta, Magnoliopsida, Lamiales, Acanthaceae. Bases 92 to 3685 code for a protein of 1197 amino acids. The transcript has 14 exons.
AAAACGCAGAGAAAGAGAGAGUUUGAAAGGCAAGCGACUGUUCUUCCCCAAAUUCCCAAAACUAUCUCUCGAUUUCUUCUCAGUUUCUCGGAUGGCUCCGGGUUCGGAUGCUAAUGGCGGAGGGAAGAAGCGGCAGAAGAAAGGGAGGAACCUAUUCGAGGUCACCAAUGUCGCCGAAGCCACUCGCAUUCGGAUUGCGCAGAUUCUCGAGCAGUUCCGCGUUUCGGACGCUGAAGUGUACAAAUUUGAAGAAAACCUGACAAACCAAGAAAGGGCUGCUGUGCAUGCAUUAUCCCGGAAAAUGGGCUUGAAGUCCAAAAGUUCUGGGCGGGGGCAGCAACGUCGUAUUUCUGUGUAUAAGACCAAAAAGGCAGUUGGCUCAGUUAAAGGGAAGGAAAAUCUUGUUUCUUUCAGAUUUUCAGAAGGAGCUAAAUCUGUUUUACAGGAUUUGUUCACUCAGUAUCCCCCUGAUGAUGUAGAGAUGACUGAAAGUAAAGUUGGAGAAUGUAGUGUUAAAAAUGGCAAUGUACGGGGAACAAAAGACGACAUGUUUUGUAAACCAACAAUGAACAAGUCAGAUAUUGAGAACAAAGUGGAAUCACUCGCUUCUAAAAUAAAAAAGGUCCCAAACUUGAGACAGAUCACUGAGGAGAGAUCCAAGCUUCCAAUUGCAUCUUUCGAAGAUAAUAUUACAUCCACAGUAGAUUCUCAUCAGGUUGUGCUCAUAUGUGGUGAAACUGGAUGUGGGAAAACCACACAGGUCCCACAAUUUCUAAUGGACCAUGCAUGGGGUAAGGGAGAGACCUGCAAAAUAAUUUGUACACAGCCACGCAGAAUUUCUGCCACGUCAGUGGCUGAAAGGAUUGCUUCAGAAAGAGGUGAAAAUGUUGGGGAUUCUGUUGGAUACAAGAUUCGGCUGGAGAGCAAAGGUGGAAGGCAUUCAUCUCUUGUGUUCUGCACCAAUGGAGUUUUGCUCCGGAUUCUAGUCAGCAGAGGAAGUGGCAGAACAAAGAAAAAAGCCAAAAAAAAGUCGAAUAGCAUCUCUGACAUCACACACAUUAUUGUGGAUGAAAUUCAUGAAAGGGAUCGCUACUCAGACUUUAUGCUUGCAAUAAUCAGGGACAUGCUUCCUUUGUAUUCUCAUCUUCGUCUGGUAUUGAUGAGUGCCACAAUUGAUGCAGACAGAUUCUCGAAAUACUUUGGUGGCUGCCCAAUAAUUCAAGUUCCUGGCUUUACAUAUCCUGUAAAAUCUCUCUACCUAGAAGAUGUACUAUCUAUUGUGAGAUCUCCAGAAAACAAACACACGAAAUUGGAUGAGUUUAUCAAAAACUCUUCCUUGAGUGAUGAGCAUAAGGUUGCUCUCGAUGAGGCUAUUGACUUAGCUCUGUCGAAUGAUGAGUUUGAACCCCUCCUUGAGUUAAUAUCUUCAGAAGGGAGUGCUGGCCUUUUUAAUCACUCGCACUCCAUAACUGGUGUAACGCCACUGAUGGUACUUGCUGCGAAGGGACGAGUUGGUGAUGUUUGCAUGCUUCUCUCGUUUGGUGCGGACUGCAAUUUACAGUCAAGGGAGGGAAAGACUGCUUUAGAUUAUGCUCAGCAAGAUAAUCAUACUGAAACUGCUGAGAUUAUCCAAAAGCAUAUGGAGAAGACAUUUAAGUACUCCGAUGAAGAGCAGCAAUUACUUGACAAAUACAUAUCAAAUGUUGACCCUGAACUAAUUGAUUGCGUGCUUAUUGAACAGCUGUUGAGGAAAAUAUGCAGUGACUCAAAGAUCGGGGCUGUUCUUGUGUUUCUCCCUGGUUGGGAUGACAUAAAUCGAACACGUGAGAGAUUAGUAGCCAGCCCCUUCUUCAGGGAUCCUUCUAGAUUCGUAAUCCAUUCUCUCCAUUCUAUGGUACCAUUGGCUGAGCAAAAAAAAGUGUUCAAGCGCCCCCAGCCUGGCUGCCGUAAAAUUGUUCUUUCAACUAAUAUAGCAGAGACUUCUGUCACCAUUGAGGAUGUUGUUUAUGUUAUAGACAGCGGUAGAAUGAAGGAAAAAAGCUAUGACCCAUACAACAAUGUAUCGACUCUUCAUUCUUCUUGGAUUUCGAAAGCAAGCGUGAAACAGAGGGAAGGACGAGCAGGGCGUUGCCAACCUGGUAUUUGUUAUCAUCUUUUCUCAAAACUUCGGGCUGCUUCACUCCCAGAUUUCCAAGUGCCUGAGAUUAAGAGGAUGCCGAUAGAAGAGCUAUGUCUGCAGGUGAAGCUUAUCGAUCCAUCUUGUAAAAUCGAAGAAUUUUUGCAGAAAACACUGGACCCCCCUGUUUACGAGACGAUACACAAUGCAAUCAUUGUUCUUCAAGAUAUCGGAGCUCUAUCUUCUGAUGAGAAACUCACAGAUCUUGGCGAGAAACUUGGAGCCCUGCCUGUUCAUCCGCUCACAAGCAAGAUGCUAUUUAUUGCAAUACUAUUGAAUUGUCUCGAUCCAGCAUUGACAUUAGCCUGUGCUUCCGACUACAGGGACCCGUUCAUUCUACCUAUGUUGCCUAAUGAAAAGAAGAGAGCCCAAUUGGCUAAAUCAGAGCUGGCUUCCUAUUACGGAGGGAAUGGAGAUCAGUUAGCCGUAAUAGCAGCCUUUGAUUGCUGGAAAAUGGCCAAGGAAAGAGGUGAAGAAGCUCGGUUCUGUUCUCAGUACUUCGUUUCUGCGAGCACUAUGAAAAUGCUCUCAGGAAUGCGCAAGCAGCUUGAGACUGAACUUGUCCGAAAUGGUUUUAUGCCCGAUGAUGCUUCUCGGUGCAGUCUAAAUGCCUGUGAUCCAGGAAUCCUUCAUGCUGUUGUCGUUGCGGGUCUAUAUCCAAUGGUUGGGAGAGUGAUCCCGCACGGUAAGAGGACACUUGUCGAAACAGCUGACGGGAAUAAGGUGCGGUUGCAUCCUCAUUCAACCAAUGGAAAGUUGUCGUUCAAGAGAAAUUGUCCUGAACCUUUGAUUGUCUUUGAUGAAAUUACACGUGGAGACGGGGGGCUUCACAUUAAGAACUGUAGUGUUGUGGCUCCACUUCCACUAUUGCUACUGGCUACUGAGAUUGCCGUCAUUCCGGCUGAAAAUGACGAUGAUGAUGAUGAUGAUGGUGAAAGUGAAUCUGACGAUAACGAUGAUGAUAGUGAUGAGAAUGAUACAAUGUGUUCCGAAACACUGAAUUCCCACCGUGGUGAGAAGAUUAUGUCCUCACCCGGCAAUGUUGUUAAAGUCGUCGCUGAUCGGUGGCUUCCUUUCGAAUCGACGGCCCUUGAUGUCGCGCAGGUUUAUUGUUUGAGGGAGAGGCUUUCUGCAGCAGUUCUACACAAAGUGACACAGCCGCAAAAGAUCCUACCGGAACACCUGGGAGCCUCACUACACGCAAUAGCGUGCACUCUAUCCUACGACGGGAUGGCCGGGAUCUCAUUACCCCUUGAAGACUCUCUUGCUACAAUGGUCAUUGACCAGCCCAACAACUCUGGGAAGACAGCAAACCACCCCCCUAGAAACCACCUCAGGCACCAAAACAACACUCCCCAUUACCAACGCGGCGUUGUUUCUAUAAAAAACCGGCAUCACUCGUUGCCACACAACUCUACUCCGGCUAUUGGCACACCCUCCUCCCAAGGCCCUGUCUCCAGAGGUAACAUUUCCAAACGAAUGCGCGGUGGCAACAAGCGGAGCUGCUAAUGAGAUGCCGGCAACAUUCAAGUAAGUUUCUAUUCGGUACAAUUGAUGAUCCAUCUUUCGUCUUUAUAUUUUGUUUUCUAUAACGCCUAAGUAACGGUAAUGGUAAUGGUAAUGGUCAUGGUGACGGCGCGGUUUAGGGGUAUAGUCGUCAUCCCAAAAUACACUAGCACUAGGUUGUUAUAAUGUACAUUAUUUAUAGUUAUGUACAAUGGUUCUAUUAUGCCCAAGGGUUUCGACUUGUUCUCCUGUUUUAGGGUAGUGUUGUCAUUUCGACUAAUGAGUUUGUUUAACUAAACUCGACCGAUACACUAUUAUAUAUAUAUAUAUGUGGUUGGUUCUUA